AUGUUGACAUGCAUAAAAACUACACUUCCCCAAAGCUGUCACAGAGCGCUCCCGCCUCCCAUUGGCUGCUCGCUCCAGCCGCAGCCCCAGAGAAUGAAUGAAAUUGAAAUAGCUGCUACAUUACAUGUACAAUACCGGGCUCUGCAGUGUUGCAUUCUAUCAUACUAUAUCAAAAUGGCCACAGCGGUACAGAACCCCCUCAAAUCGCAAUCUGGAGGUGCAGUCAUCAAGAACAGUCUUGGUGAAGAGUUCUAUAAGGAGGCCAUUGAACACUGUCGCAGCUACAAUGCCCGUCUGUGCGCUGAGCGCUCCAUGCGUCUACCCUUCCUGGACUCCCAGACCGGCGUGGCCCAGAGCAACUGCUACAUCUGGAUGGAGAAGAACCACCGUGGACCAGGUCAUGCUCCAGGUCAGUUGUACACAUAUCCCGCUCGCUGCUGGCGCAAGAAGAGACGGCUAAACAUUCUGGAGGACCCGCGGCUUGUACCGAUCGAGUUCAAGAUCGACUACGAGGCUUCUCUAAAGAAGGAGGGGGGCAUUCCAGACGGGCCUGUGUUGGAGUCGCUGCUCGCCGGGGAAACCCUGGACAAGAAGGUAGAAACCAAGGAAGAAGAGCCAAUGAGCGAGUGUCAGAAGCUGCUGGUCGGGGAUUUCUCUCAUGAGCUGGAGGUGGACGAGAUGGAGGAAGACGUCCCGAAGCGCAAGAACCGUACCAAAGCACGGGCCUACGGUGUCGGGGGCAUGAGGAAGAGACAAGAGCCGCCUGCCAUUGAAGACAGAGACAAGCCUUACGUCUGUGACAUCUGUGGAAAACGCUAUAAGAACCGCCCAGGGCUGAGUUACCAUUACACUCACACACACCUGGCAGAUGAGGAGGGGGAAGAAGACUCUGAGCGACACACACUACCCUUCCAGCGCAAGAACAACCACAAGCCCAAGAAAGCACCAGACGGCUCAGUGAUCGCCAACGGCUACUGCGACUUCUGCCUCGGAGGCUCGAAGAAGACCGGCUGUCCUGAAGACCUUAUCUCCUGUGCGGACUGCGGACGCUCAGGCCACCCGUCCUGUCUGCAGUUCACAGUGAACAUGACGGCUGCGGUGAGGACUUAUCGCUGGCAGUGCAUCGAGUGCAAGUCCUGCAGUCUGUGUGGCACCUCUGAGAACGACGACCAGCUGUUGUUCUGUGAUGAUUGUGACAGAGGCUACCACAUGUACUGCCUGAGCCCUCCCAUGUCUGAACCACCAGAGGGGAGCUGGAGCUGUCAUCUGUGUCUGAGACAACUGAAGGAGAAGGCCUCAGCCUACAUCACCCUCACUUAAUCUGCGGAGCUGCGCCUCAUCCUCUUGGCCCUUCAUCCUCUCCCAAACCACCUCUCCGUCACCCCUCUCUGUGCCUGCCUCAGCUGCCCUCACCCCCCUCCUCCUUUGAUCCAUUCGCUGCCACUUCCUCUACAAUCCGUCCCAGUGACCUUUGACAUGACUGAGCACACAGCACCCGCAGCGCUGCACCCAUUCUUGAACGUCUGUCCAGCGGCGAGCCAACCUCCGUCUUUUUGUGUCACUCACAUUCCCUGAUGUGCUUGACCUGACCCCCCUUCCCCUCUCUCCUGCUCUGUCUCAACAGAGGAAUUCAUCAGCUGGCAAUAAGUUUGCUAGCGAGACACACACUCCAGCCUGCCAAGGGCACUUCAGAGGCAUACUACUCCACAGGAACCCUCUUAAGGGCCCUCGGAAGAGCCCUAAUGAUCUUCAGCUGCAACUCAGUCAAGUAGUGAGUGGGAAUUAAUAAGAUGGAUAGGUGUUAGGCCGAGGACAGGGCAUGGAAGACCCUGGAUAACCAUGGAGCAGUAUGUUUCGGUGUUAGCCAACUGUGAAAUAUACACCUAACCAAAAUUUCAUUUACUCCCUCUGUCCUUUACCGUGUACGGCAGAGCUGAGACGUUGAACUCUGCUCCGUUACUUGUCUGCGGGGCUUUCUGCCCUGUGCAGUUUCAAAGGGGAGUGAAUUGUACAGAAUUCAGACUGAUUCUCUAUCUACGCACUCUUGCAGACUCCCCUCACUGUCAAACAAUGAGCGUCUGGUCAGGAACUCAGACCAUCUUUGACCUCACCGUGUCCUCUCUCCUUGCAUGUGGUUUCCACAAAUUAAUGAUGCAUUUUGGGAUUGACACUGAGGAUUUUAGUGUUCUGACGUGAUCCUCGGAUAAGAGAGAGAUGGAUUUUUCUCUAAUCAGCUAUCUCUGAUCAAACAAUGUAUUUAAAAAUGACAACUUAGGCUUAGCAUCUCUCACAAAUCCUUAACCUGACCUUUAUCUGCCCUUCCCCUCUCAAACAAUGACUGUGAAGCCAAUGCGAGACUGAAACGCUCCUGGUGCUUGGUGUGUAUUAUCCGUGUGUUAAGAAUGUAGGAUUGAUGUGUGGACAAUGCAGAUCUUUGUCUGGCCCAUAGAGAGGCCUAAAAACUUAUUUUAUAUGAUUCCUUUUUUAUUUAUUUUUUUCAUUUGCAUGUUGUUAUUUCAAUUGUUUUUAAAGACUUUUGAUUGAAAUUGAAAAGAAAGCACACUUAAAUUCGCAAUAAUGUGUUUGUGAUAUGAACUAUUUUGGCCAAACUGGGUGUGUUUUAAACUUUGUGUGUGUCUGUGUGUCUGUUUGUGUGAGUUUUACUGAGCACUACAGUAAUUGUAGUCAGCUCCAUGCUAGGUGGCAUCUGUGAGAGGAUUCCAGUAGUAGUAGUUGAUGUGAAUGUAAGGAAAGUCUGUGUUUUGCAAGUCACAAGUCUCAAAUCUUCUAAAUUAAGUCAAGACCAACAAGUGUUAAAGACAGAGUUUGAAAUUUUGGGAAAUAGAUACAAAAAUCAGAGUGUAAAAAAGUUGGUUAUACGGGCUUUAUGUGCUAGACUGUUUCUUGGCAGUAACUCCAGGAAGUCACUGCUCCCAGCCAAGAAAUAAUCUGGCACAUAAUCCAUCGUAACACUAUAACGUGUCACUUUACUCUUUGUAUUUUAAACAGAAUAAACAAACAAGAUAUAAUAUCUUAAUUUAUCAGCUCUUGCUGUGCUGGUAGGUGGAUUUUGUUACAUUUUGCAAAAUGCUAAGCUAGGCUAACCAUCUCCUAGCUGUAGCUCCGUAUUCAUCAGACAGAUAUGAGGGUAUUAUCUCUUCUAACUCUCUUUCCCAAAAUUUCAAAUUAACAUCAAGUCCAUUUACUAAACAGUUGAUGUUACAACAGAGUAACAUGUGCAUUUUAUCUAUUCCGAAGCGUGAAACGUCUCAGAUGAGUAUCUGUUUUCCCCUCGUUCUUCUCUCUCAGCUCUCUGAUUUUACUACACAACAUGGAGGAGAACGAAUAUUGGAUUAAUAUCACCACAACACACUGACUGUGUCAAGGGUCAUUGAUUUUAUGUUUGCAGAGACGCUAAGCUCUUUGUUACUAUCUUAAACCGAUACUCAACCCAAAAUAUUUCCAUUUAGGAUCAAACACUCAAUACUUUUGAACGGUGGCUUUUAACAGUCACUAAACCACUCCUGUACCUUAAUCCACUUCUCAACUUUAUAUUGAGAUUGAAACAGUACACUGCUUCUGUUUGACACGUGCUAACGUGGACACUCAAGUGACAUAGAAGCAUUAGCUUUAAUAACAUAAUUUCCUAUCUUUGGUCUUGGUGGUACAAAAGGAAGUCACAAGUCAUUGGUGCUGAAGUUUAAGUCAAGUGGCAUGUUGAAUUGGCUUUCUAGCUUGCCCGUUCUGUUUCUCACCAAGUGAAACAAGUUCUUUUCAUCGUCUUUGUGUCCUGCAAAACAUGAGGCCAGCUGUUUUGUGUGAUCAGUGCGACAUUGGUGAGAGAAGAUGUUGCUCUGCUAUCUGCCAGUCUGCUCUGCACGUUACAAGCCAGUAUAAUAAAUCAGUGCUUAAAGACCAAGCUGAAAUGUUAAGGCUGAGUUUGUCAUUAUGGGAUUAAUCAGCCAGCAUGCAUUUUUGAGCUUGCACAGAGAAAAAUCUCUCUUUUUUUCCUUUUAACUCAAAUGCCCAUUAUGUUAUCCUUGACCAGUUUAACUGGACUUGGCAAGGCAAGUUUAAUGGGCACAUUACGAUAGCAGAAAGCGCUGAUUUAGGAGGUUGUUUUCAACAUUACUGAAUUGUUUGUUUGUAAAAAAGAAGGCAUCCAUCCGGUGAUCUGUGAGCGUUAAGCUUGGAGACAAUAGCUGUAAAUAAGGGAUUGAAUUAAGGGCAACAAUUCCAUUUCAUACAGUGUUUCAUAUUCUUGUGUACAUAUCAAAGUAUGUAACAGGUCAAAUUCAGCUGGUUUUGGUUUGAAUGACCAUCUCAUUUUUAAUGCUGCAUCAUGUCUCUAAAACAAAACUCGCAAGAUCAGAUGGCUUGUGAGAAUGUAACUGAACUGUAAUUGUGUUUGCCAUCUGAUACAGAUAGACGUUAGGUGCAAAUACUGUGGUACCCCUCAAUUCAGUGUAACUCCACUGAUGCAUGAAUGACAUCUGAAAUGUUUCUGAUUUCAUAUUUUGAUAUUGUCAGUAUUGCUUUUUUAAAACUAAUGAUGAGAAAUAACCUUUAACUUAUGUUCAUUUCCUGUUGGUUUCCUUGUUCGGUUUGGUAAUUGUGUCUUUUUACAUUUUGCACAGCGUGGCUGCAUCUGCUCCCCAAGUGUGUUUAUGCCUCUGUGUGUGUGUGUGUGUGUGUGUGUGUGUGUGUGUGUGUGUGUGUGUGUGUGUGUGUGUGUGUGUGUAUAACCACUUAUGAUAACUGGAAGGUCAGAGAAAAGAAAAAAACGAACCAAAAUAGCGAAUUAUUAGACAUUUUCUUCUCAGCGGAACCACUUGCAUGGCACAGCACUGCUAGAGGAUUGUAAUGUUGAGUACAGAUUACAACAAAAGUGUACUUGAGUGUACACAUUUCUCACAAGGCACUUGGAUGAAGCUGAAUUAAUUCUUCAGUGUGUUAAGUGUUAUAUUUGCCAACAAAGGCAGUAGCAUCCAAUCAAAAUGUUUUUAUUUCCAUGAACCAAUGAGAGCUAACAUCUAGAUUUGAAGUGUGUUUGAGUGGAAAUAGUUUGAUGAUGAAAUGGAUGCCGAGGAAGAUCAUUAUAUUUAAUAUAUAAUGGAAAUGUUUAUGUGGUGGAUGGACGAUGAUGAUGAUAUUGAUGGUGACUGAAAAGCCUUUAUAUUGGGAGCUUUCCUGGCACUUAAUAGGAGAAGCAUGGUGGAGUCAAACUAAUUUUGAUUGUACUAUCUGGGGAGGGUGGGGAAGCCAUGUUGGGGUUUUGGAAGGGUAUCAUUGUGAUUAUUUAAUGAAACUUGAGCCUUCCCUUUGUACAAAUGGACAAACCAAGGUGGUGGGGGAGGGGUCGAACAAGUUGAUGCCAUUACCCCCACCUCCCCCCAUUUUAGGCUGAUGGGGUGGCUCGGUCGGAGGGUUGAGACUUUGGGCCACUCUAGGCCUCUCUUGUAAAUUGUCGUUCUGUGAUCUUGCUUGCACUUUUGUUUUUCAUUUCCCAAAAACAAGAAACUAAUUGUAAGUGUGUAUGUGUGUGAGUGCGGGUUUUUAUUUUUAAUCUUUGCAUUUUUUUCAACGUGAUUGUCUGUUGUAAACAACACUGGAUAAAAGAUGAGUUUUUAAUUUGUAUUUUUUACCUUGAGAGGAAGAUGAAAUCUUCUUGGACAUUUUUUAACCCCCACCUGCUCCCUUCCUCCCCCUUUCCUCUCUCUCUCUCUCUUUCUCUGUCUGGUACCUGGGAAUGCUUUGAAACGUGGACUGUGACCGCACUGCUGUCAUCACUGCUGUCAGUCAUUCUCUGUGAAUUCAUCCGACUUUCUCAAUUUACCCAGUUUUUUCUCUCUUCCCUUGACUCAUUUUUUUCCAUUAAAAAGAUGAGAUUGAAAAAUGA
Molecule: messenger RNA, 5899 nt
Organism: Dicentrarchus labrax (European seabass)
Lineage: Eukaryota; Metazoa; Chordata; Actinopteri; Moronidae
Gene: dpf1
Product: double PHD fingers 1
Biological process (GO): nervous system development
Cellular component (GO): nBAF complex
Source: RefSeq, a predicted model, not a curated record